CAUUUGUCAAGAUUUGUCAUUUUUUGACGUUUCUCGCUCUUUUCCCGACAGUCUCUUACUGAAGAUUGACUUCAAUUCGGAUUAAAUUUGAUUUAAAAUGUCUCUCGUAAUCCCAGAGAAGUUUCAACAUAUUCUUCGUGUUAUGAGCACGAACAUCGAUGGUAAACGCAAAGUUCCCAUCGCCAUGACUGCCAUCAAGGGUGUAGGACGUCGUUAUGCCAAUGUUGUCUUGAAGAAAGCUGAUGUUGACCAAAACAAACGCGCAGGAGAAUGCACUGAUGAAGAGGUUGAGAAAAUCGUCACGAUCAUCUCGAACCCUCGUCAAUACAAAAUCCCCGAUUGGUUCUUGAACAGACAAAAGGAUAUCAUUGACGGCAAAUAUUCGCAAUUGACCUCAUCGAACGUCGACUCAAAAUUGCGUGAAGAUUUGGAGCGAUUGAAGAAAAUCCGUGCUCAUCGCGGUAUGCGUCAUUAUUGGGGUCUUCGUGUUCGUGGUCAACACACCAAAACAACAGGCCGACGUGGGCGUACUGUUGGUGUAUCCAAGAAAAAGUAAACAAAUAAACAUGUUUGUUGUACAACUACAAA
This is a messenger RNA of Culicoides brevitarsis, 588 nucleotides long. Its product is annotated as small ribosomal subunit protein uS13. Gene Ontology annotation, biological process: translation. Bases 98 to 556 code for a protein of 152 amino acids. The record is from RefSeq and is a predicted model, not a curated record. Gene Ontology annotation, molecular function: structural constituent of ribosome; RNA binding. Gene Ontology annotation, cellular component: ribosome; small ribosomal subunit; cytosol. The transcript is spliced from 3 exons. NCBI's taxonomy places the organism in Eukaryota, Metazoa, Arthropoda, Insecta, Diptera, Ceratopogonidae.